CUAGAACUUUAAAUAAAAUUUAAGAGAUUAGAUAAGAAAUUAAGGGCAUAGAUGGCAAUCCAAACAAAAUGGUAACAUUAGAUAGGGUUUACACAGUAUAUUGAUGAUGAGAUUCUUUUGGAUUAUUGCAAUUUGCCUUUUAUUCUUUUCCAUUUCCACUUUCUAAUUUUUCUAUGCAUGAUAUUUUGCGAACUCGGGAACCCUAACCCUUAUUAUAAUUUCCCAUCUUCUCUGUUUUAUUUCUCUCUCUCUCUCACUCUUUGGGUUUAUUUAGGGUUUAAGGACAGCGUUCAAAAAUCAGUCGAAACCCAAACAGGAAUUUCCUUUUUCCUGUAAAUUUCUAGGGUUGCGGAGAGAAAUGGGAGCGGACAAAGGGAAGAAGCAGAAAGUGGGAGGAGCGGACGAAGAGAACAAUGGCACCGAGCAGAUUGACGGGGAGCUCGUCGUCUCAAUUGAAAAGCUUCAGGAAAUUCAAGACGAGCUUGAAAAGAUCAAUGAAGAAGCAAGUGAAAAGGUCCUGGAAGUGGAACAGAAGUACAAUGAGAUACGGAAACCUGUCUAUGAUAAGCGAAAUGACAUCAUUAAAUCCAUUCCUGAUUUCUGGUUGACUGCUUUUAUGAGUCACCCUGCACUCAGUGAACUUUUGACUGAUGAGGACCAAAAGAUAUUCAAGUUUUUGAGUAACCUUGAAGUUGAGGAUUGCAAAGAUGUGAAAUCUGGUUACUCCAUUACAUUUCACUUCAAGCCCAAUCCCUACUUUGAAGAUACUAAGCUCACAAAGACCUUUACGUUCCUUGAGGAAGGAACAACUAAAAUCACAGCGACAUCAAUAAAAUGGAAAGAAGGCAUGGGCAUUCCUAAUGGUGUUGCUGCUGAAGAGAAGAAAGGAAACAAGCGACCUCAUGCUGAGGAGAGCUUCUUUUCCUGGUUCAAUGACAGCCAGCAUAGUGGUGAUUUGGAAGAUAUUCAAGAUGAGCAGGUUGCCGAAAUUAUCAAGGAUGAUUUAUGGCCAAAUCCCCUUACAUACUUUAACAACGAGGCUGAUGAGGAGGAAUUUGAAAUGGAUGAUGACGAGGACAAGGACAGUGAUGGCUCUGAAGAUGAUGACGAGCAAGACGAUGAAGAUGAUGACGAAGUUGAAGAUUAAACGAGAAAAAGGGUAUUAAGCAUCUGCAGAAAGUUCAGCUUCCUGGCUUCCUCUGUAAACAGGUUUAUAGGUUUUCUACAAGAGAGGAAUUGAACCUAAUCAUCUCUGCUUAAAUUCGCGUGUCGUACUUGAAACUUCUAAUUUUGUUUCAUUGUUUCUGAUGCUGCCAUCGAAAAAUAUAGCUAACUCGUGUAAAACCCGGUCUCUCUGCGGUGCGUUAAUCCUCUUAUCUAUCGAUAAAACGAACCAUAUUUUUUUCCCAA
This is a messenger RNA of Salvia miltiorrhiza (redroot sage), 1410 nucleotides long. Its product is annotated as NAP1-related protein 1. Gene Ontology annotation, biological process: nucleosome assembly. NCBI's taxonomy places the organism in Eukaryota, Viridiplantae, Streptophyta, Magnoliopsida, Lamiales, Lamiaceae. The transcript is spliced from 10 exons. The record is from RefSeq and is a predicted model, not a curated record. Gene Ontology annotation, cellular component: chromatin; nucleus. The coding region runs from base 359 to 1147 and encodes 262 amino acids. Gene Ontology annotation, molecular function: histone binding; chromatin binding.